GACAGAACCGCUUCAAAGCCUUUCUAGUUUUAGUUUAUAAUAAAAAGCGGAGUCAUCCCUUUCUGCUUACACUUCAUGACAGUAAUCUCUUCAACCGUGAACAUCUUACUGGUGUGAAAAUAUAUAUGCAUAUGUUAGUUAAUUAGGCCCAUGAUAUGGAUCCUGAAAUUAAUCAGCUUUGCAGUGAGUUGUCCAAACAAGAUGAACAGAAAAUAGCUAUUGGGGUAGUUGAGAAAAAUCCAUCUAUCCAUUUCUCUCUUAGUUUAAGAGAGAGAGAGUUUCUGUCGACCUUAGAUUUAGUUGUCCCUAUUCUCUCGGGUUCGCUGAGUUUCGAUCUUCUUCUAGUUGACUUCCCCUGCCUUCGGGCAGGGACAGACUUUUGUUUUCUUUUGACUCUUUAUCCUGGUUAUGCGGUACACCCCUCCCCAGCCAAGUUAGGCUGUGAAUAGGUCUUAUGUUGUUCAUGCUUGGUUUGGUUUUUGCAUGCAAGUAAGUUAUUCACUGAGAGGAGCAUCAAUCAAAGACCUUGAGUACUGGUUUGCCAUGCUUGUGCUGGACAGAGAGGCGAUAGGGGAUGGUAUCCUGGAGGAAGACUAUGCUCCUAUUGGUCUCUAUCAUCAUCUCAGUUCAAAUGGGUUUGCUCUACGCGUUGAGAGGGCUUCAAUUGCUCCGGCUGUUUCACUUCAUGUGCCAGAGAGCUCUAUGGUAGCACCCUUUGUCAACGUAGAGCAGAGCUUAUUGUCUCUGUUGAGGAGGCUGAGAGGAGGAAAUUUGAAGGUGGCUAAUGGACAAGUAAAAGUCUUGAACAAAAUUUCCCCUCUGAAUCAUUUUCUGGCAUUCAUUACUUGUUAUAUAUUUCUGAUGGUGUUGCAGAAAACUUGGUGCGUUGUGAACCCUUUGACCCGCCACGCUGAGCUACUAGCGAACCUGGACUAUGCCUGUAACCAUGUGGGAUGCUCACAGAUACAGCAGGGGGGCAGUUGCUUCUACCCAAAUACUUAUAUCCACCAUGCCUCAUUUGCUAUGAAUUUGUACUACCAGUACAUGGGCAGGCACGAGGUGGAUUGUAACUUUACAAACUCUGGACUAAUUUCCUUAAGUGAUCCAAGCUCUGGUAGCUGCACUUAUGAGAGUGAUGGAGACAUAGAAGGAAAUGGAACUUCAGAAAACGAAAUAUCGGAAACUUGGUGCGUUGUGAAACCGACAACAGAAGACUAUAUGCUGCAGGAAAAUAUAAAUUUUUCUUGCAAUCACGUAGACUGUUCCCCUAUAAAGGAUGGUGGAUCAUGCUUCCAGCCAACAACUCUAAUGAACCAUGCAGCAUUUGCCAUGAAUCUUUACUACCAGAGCACAGGCAGAGGCAGUACGAGCUGUGACUUCAGGGGCACUGGUCUAAUUGUGACCAGAGAUCCAGGUUAUGGAAAUUGCACUUUUUGAGUAGGUGAACUGUGCUGCGUUGUGAUGAUAUUAUGGUAAUAAAAGUGUGGAAGAAACCUCCUCCUGAUUCCAUCUACUGUAACAAUAAAGAAAAAGAAAUUGUGAUUAUGGCUUCUAAUUACUUGGCACAUUUUUGUAGUUUUUGGUUCCAUAAUCCCAAAAAAGACUCUCUGUUGAAUAAUGAGCAAUCAAAUAGAGGUUUCGGUAAAAAAUUAUUGUCUGCCAUAUAAGCAAUAUGAGAAAACUUUUAUUUCUUACCAUAUGUAAA
Molecule: messenger RNA, 1705 nt
Organism: Hevea brasiliensis (rubber tree)
Lineage: Eukaryota; Viridiplantae; Streptophyta; Magnoliopsida; Malpighiales; Euphorbiaceae
Product: glucan endo-1,3-beta-glucosidase 7
Exons: 6
Coding region: 484-1437 (317 amino acids)
Source: RefSeq, a predicted model, not a curated record